CUCUUCAUAUUUGCCAUGAAAACAUCCCUACCCGAGUGUGUCUCUAAUCUCUCGGAACCAACCCUGUCCACUUUUCAUGUGUUGUUGCGGUCCUCAUUUCCCGCCCGAAAAAAGUCCCGAGAGGAAUUUUCAAGCCUUUUCCAUUUCCAAUCCUCCGAUUAUUUCCCCACGGAUCAUAUCUUGAGAGCCAAAAUGUCGUUGUGGGUGGAUAAGCAUCGUCCCAAGAAGCUCUCCAAGAUGGAUUAUCACGCGGAGCUGUCGGAUCACUUGACUCGCUUGGUGUCUUCGGGGGAUUUCCCGCACUUGCUCAUUCACGGCCCGAGUGGUGCGGGCAAGAAGACCCGUGUCAUGGCCUUACUCCGAGAACUGUACGGGCAUGGGGUGGAUCGCCUGCGGAUCGAACAUCAGGGAUUUGAGACGCCGUCCAAGAAAAAGAUCGAGAUCCUCACCAUCGCCUCCAAUUAUCAUAUUGAGGUUAACGCCAGCGACGUGGGAAUCUACGACCGGAUCGUGAUUCAAGAGCUCAUUAAGACCAUGGCCUCGUCUCAACAACUCAAUAGUGAAGGUCAGCGUGACUUCAAAGUGGUAGUCCUGACCGAAGUUGAUCGCCUCACCAAAGACGCUCAACACGCCCUGAGGCGGACCAUGGAAAAAUAUAUGGCCACGUGCCGGAUUCUCCUAGUCACCAACUCCACGUCCAAGGUGAUUCCGGCCAUCCGAUCUCGAUGCCUGAAUAUUCGAAUCCCAGCCCCGUCCGUGAACGAAGUGAUGCGUGUCCUCCAAACUGUGGCCAAGAAAGAAGGCUGCAAUCUCCCGUCAGAAUUGGCGCAGAAAAUCUCGGAAAAGUCCCAACGCAAUCUGAGACGAGCUAUCCUGCUCACCGAGGCCUGUAAGGUACAACAAUACCCGUUUAAGAACGAUCAGGAUGUUAUGGAUUUGGAUUGGGAAGUCUUUCUCAAGGACACGGCUCAACAAAUCGUCCAAGAACAGAGUCCGAAGCGACUUCAAGAGGUUCGAGGUCGAUUAUACGAGCUUCUAACUCACUGCAUUCCCCCGGAUGUGAUUUUCAUUGGCCUCCACAAGGAACUGGUGAAAAACUGUGACGGCGAGCUUCGAACCGAGGUGACCCAUUUGGCGUCCCAAUACGAGCACCGACUGACCCAAGGCAACAAGAGCAUUUACCAUUUGGAGGCAUUUGUGGCCAAGUUCAUGUCCAUCUACAUGAAAUUCGUCGAGGAGACCAUGGGCGACUUUUAAUUAAAUUCAAACCAACACCAA
Messenger RNA from Tigriopus californicus, 1278 nucleotides. RefSeq names its product replication factor C subunit 3-like (gene RfC38). Gene Ontology annotation, molecular function: DNA clamp loader activity; ATP hydrolysis activity; DNA binding. Gene Ontology annotation, cellular component: DNA replication factor C complex; nucleus. Bases 16 to 1257 code for a protein of 413 amino acids. Gene Ontology annotation, biological process: DNA repair; DNA-templated DNA replication. NCBI's taxonomy places the organism in Eukaryota, Metazoa, Arthropoda, Copepoda, Harpacticoida, Harpacticidae. The transcript has 6 exons. The record is from RefSeq and is a predicted model, not a curated record.